This is a messenger RNA of Guyanagaster necrorhizus, 1178 nucleotides long. Its product is annotated as peptidase M22, glycoprotease. The record is from RefSeq and is a predicted model, not a curated record. Gene Ontology annotation, cellular component: mitochondrion. The coding region runs from base 27 to 1160 and encodes 377 amino acids. Lineage: Eukaryota; Fungi; Basidiomycota; Agaricomycetes; Agaricales; Physalacriaceae. The transcript is spliced from 7 exons. Gene Ontology annotation, biological process: mitochondrial tRNA threonylcarbamoyladenosine modification.
AAAACCGGUUUCCUUGACUUCGACAAAUGCUCUCUGUCUUGGCGCGUCCUCGAUGCCGCCGUGCUCUCUUUCCGACGUUAUUCAGAAAAUUCACUGUACUUGCCUUUGAAAGCUCUGCAGACGACACCUGUGCCGCUAUAGUCACGUCGGAGCGCCAGAUUCUUUCCAAUGUGGUCAUCAAGCAACACCAUUUAAACAAAAAAUGGGGCGGAAUCCAUCCUGCGGCUGCAGUCAUGGAGCACCAAGCAAACAUGCCGGUCGCGGCCAAAAGAGCACUUGCAGAUGCUAGUCUCGACAUGUCAAGCAUUGACGGAAUUGCAUUUACCAGAGGGCCAGGUAUGGGAAUCUGCCUGAGCGUGGCUUGCAAUGCUGCGAAAACUCUCGCAGCUGUAACAGGAAAGCCUAUAGUUGGCGUUCAUCAUAUGCAAGCUCACGCUUUGACACCUCUUCUCACCUCUUGGCCUGACAUCCCGACAUUUCCCUUCCUCAGCCUCCUCAUAUCCGGUGGACAUACACUUCUCCUCCUAGCGAACUCGGUCGACUCAUUCCGAAUCCUCGCUACUACCCGAGACGAGAGCAUCGGGCGCACAUUCGACAAAGUCACGCGAGAGUUGGGGUUGGGCUGGGCUGGCCCGGCGUUGGAGAAGUUUUGUUACCAGGAUAUCGAGAGCAAGACUCCCGAAGACUUCACCCCCUUCAGUAACGCCAUGCCAGGUGAAAUGGGGUUUUCAUACUCGGGCUAUCAUUCCCAGGUCGAGCGCUUCGUUCACAGACGCGGCGGCAUUGAAAAUAUCGUGCCCGAAGAAAAGGUCGCCGUUGCGAGAGCUUUUCAAAAGGCCGUUGUCGACCACCUGGAGUCAAAGCUGAUGCUUGGCAUCAAGCGAUGCUUCCGCGAGGAUAUUCCUAUAAAACACGUCGUCAUUAGUGGUGGAGUUGCGAGCAAUUCGUACCUACGAGCCAGAUUAACGCAAAUGUUAAGCGGCCCUCCCAUUAAUGAAGGACUUACACUACAGUACCCUCCGCCGUCUCUCUGCACAGAUAAUGCUGUAAUGGUCGCAUGGGCUUCUAUGCACCGGUUUCUCGCCGGCGACCACGACGACUUUUCGCUGAACCCGGUCACCAAGUGGAGCAUAGAAGAAUUGAACACCAAGGACCAGUAGGCUACGAGCCAGCAAAAA